GAUGUUUGCACAUAUAGUUUUGCUAGUGACUGUGUGCGCUUUUGUGAGCUCGAGGGAACCGGAAUGUUCAAGAUUUCACUAUGAAGAGAAAACGCUUGAAAAGAUGAUUAAAACUGAAAUAUAUGUGGACAAAAUAAAAUCGGAGACUGAAAACAUGCAGCAAAGAAUGUCCGAGAAACUUGAUGGAAUCCAAAAAGCAUGGAAGAAAACGGAGCGUGAAUUAAAAGAUGCGAUAGAAGACAAUAAGAAAGCGGUUGAGGAAAUCAAAGAUGAAAUAGAUGUAUCUACUACUCAGAUGCCAGUGGUAGCUUUCCAAUCCUAUUUCUUGAAGGAAACCUCCAUAGAAAAUGGACAGACGUUAAUAUUUACGAAAACUGUUUACGACAAGGGUCUUGGCUACAACAACCGAACAGGGGUGUACACAACACCUGUGAGUGGUGCGUAUCUAUUCAGUGUGCAGCUUUGUAUUUUCGUUGACAAGUUUGUGCACGUCGAAAUUGUUCAUGAAGAUGCCACAAUUAUAAAAGUGCGUUUAGUGGACGAGGACCAGAGGUACCAUUCUUGCAGUACAGUAACCGGUGUUGCCGUCCUCAGCAAAGGUGAGAGAGUCUGGGUGAAAAGCAUCAUAUCAUCGACUGGAGAAAACAUCUGGAGAAACCCAGACAUAGUAUGGAAUAGCUUUUCCGGAGUACUUAUUAAUAGAAGUGACUGAUUACAUUCUAAGCUGCAUGUUGACAUCUUCAUGUUGGUUGUUAACAAUAAAAGAAUCACUAAUAGAUAUUGCCAUCGUAUUUGGUCUCCUACGGGUUGAAAAAAAUUUUCGGAGACUAUAAGUUUACUUCUCGUCUAUUUUCCCUUCAUUUUUGACAAUAUACUCUUGUAACUUGGCAAAAACAUUAACCGCAACAAGACGAUUGUCGCUCGAAAGAACUAGAUCUUCAGCUCUAACGGUCAAUAUCACCUCUCAUGGCCAGAAACUUUUUGUCAUUCUUCUUGUCCAGUUAAUAAUUAAAUUAAAUUAAUUAGAGCAUUAAUAAAUUCACUAUCUAAUAGUUAAUUACUAGUAAUUACAAAUUGAUUUCAUAAUGGCAAAGUUUAAUUUAUGUUAGUUUGAAAUACCUUUUUUUGAGAAAGAAACUGAAAAAAACUUGGUAAUGUUCAAAUCUUUUAUUGUAGACUUUCAUACAAUUAGAAUAUUCCAAGCCCAUAAAUUAGGAUAAUAGGGUUCAUAACUUCAUAAUUGUGUGAAGUCUGCAUGCUUUGAACCAGGUAAAUAUGGCAUGUUCUGUUGGCGGCUAUUUCAUGGCGUGUGUUGCACUCGCUGAAGUAAUAGCAACAAAGGAAAAUCAAGGAAGAGAAAAAGUGAUUGUGUCUAUAAAUACAGAUCUACUCUAGGCAAGCGAUUGCGCAAACCUCAAAGCUUAUAGAAACAAAUCAUUUGAAAACUACGAACAUAUUAUUGGCAAAUAAGCAUGUUUGUUCAAAUUAACAAUUUCUGUGUGUGUGCAUGCGUGCGUGUGUGCGUGCGUGCGCGUGUGUGUUCGGGUUUAGCAACUUUUUCAACUAUUUCAGUCGUCUACAUGUACAUGUAGCAGUGAGCAUGAAGUGCUGCCUCACUGGAAUAUCACAGUUACAUCACAAUAAUAUCACAAUGACAUCGGGCUGAAUAGUCCUGGAAUUAUCGUCUUAAAGCGACUAACCAACACAUCGUGGUGUCAGAUUUCAAAAAAAAAUCAAACUUUUGCUAUAUUAACAUAUGUGCUGCAUAUUCGAUGUUCUAACAAUGUAUUUUGCAUCAAAUUCUGUUGAAAAUCGUUGUUUUCCUAAUACAAUUAAGAUAAAAACAUUCGUCUACAAUUUCAGAUAAGGGUUUCCCGGUUUAUAAAAAACGGAAUUCCCGUCAGCAAACAUCAAGUUAGGUUAUUUAACAUUGUUCUGUACAAUACGGAGAUAUAUUUGGACGAGUACCCAGCUGAGAAAACCAUAUUGGACGAGCCGUCCAAAUAUAUCUCGUAUUGUACAGUACAAUGUUAAAUAACCUUUUUAUUCUAUAUCUUUUUACCUUACUAUAAUAAUAGUUUACAUUAAAAAUGUUUCACUGAAUACUUUAUUCCUGCCUUUUCUAGUUUUUCCCAGCUUGGUAUGAGUGCAAAUAUAUAUUAUACAGAAAAAUGUUAGACCUUAAAUAACCUUUUUAUUCUAUAUUUAUUUCACUCCAUACGUAAUAUACGUAAUUCAUUGAAUGUUGUUUUUUCUGCGUAUCAUCAUUAAAAAAGUAUAUGGUGCAACCUCCCUACAGCAGCCAUUUGGCGAUUUGGGUGGUGAUAAUACUUGGCUGAGACGUUAUGCCCACAAACAUUGUCAGCAAGUUUGGUGAAGAUCGGAUGAAAACUGUUCGAAGAGCGUACAAGGCUAAAUUCCCCGUUUUUCGAGUAGUUCAAGGACUAUAAUCAAAGAGUGCCUGGUACAAUUUGGCUGGUUAUCGAAAUUGGCCGAGAUGUAAUGCCCACAAACAUUGUCAGCAAGUUUGGUGAAGAUCCGACGAAAACUGAAUUAUAGAGCAGACAUGUUUUGGAUGCUGACCGCCCGUCCGCUGCCAUUCAUAAUCUUCUCCAUUUUAUUUCUUAACCGUUAAAUAAAAACUGCUGAGGUAGCUAUUCAGACAGUCAGGGCUGAUACCAAUUUCUAGGUUUCGUCUGGAACGGCUUCUUUUAGCGACUUUUCAAAUAUUCCAACAACUGAUGAUCCUUUUUACUGUAUUUUUAAGUUUUUGAUUAUUAACGGAUGUUUUAAUAUCUAAAUCAGAUAUCAUUGUUAUCCCUUGAAUCGUUUUUGUGUGUUGUAAACUAAAAAACUCAAAUUAAAUCCAGAUUUCAAGACGCAUAAUCAAACUCUGUACAUAGAGCGCCUACUUCAUCCGAUUUACAUUCGGAACAUUUUCACGCGUUUCGGGCUUUAUCGUAUGUUUAACAUGGGACUGUUGAACCGUCCAAGUACAGAAAAUACAGGAUUUUUUGUACGCGCGUGCGUCCAAAUACAGAAAAUACAGAAAUUGUGUACGCACGUGCAUCCAAAUACCAAUAUAUAUUGUACGGUCACGUGUUGCAAAUGAACGUUCGCGAUUGGAUAGAUAAAAUAGGUAUAGAAUAAUGUGCGCUAUAAUUCAAAAUCAAUUAGUGAGGCGUGACUUAUCCGCUAUCCUCGGUGUUUACAGCAGUAUUGUUAUGAGCUAAAAGUGCAGACACGCCUCGAUGCAUAAAGUUGAUCUAUACUGAGGUGAGCGAUGUUUGUGUACUUUUAAUAAUGGAACGGUCCGUUAUUUAGGUAAUGUUAUCAAGUACAAUAGUGUUCUUACCUCAAUACGGCCAAGUAACUCAUGCUGACCUCUAAUCAGUAGAUGAGUAUAUAAGUUGAACCAUCAAACUAAAUGAUUUGCUGCUCACGUGAUGAUAGCGUCUAAAAAUACUGUCGCGUCUCGUUCUAUAUUUAUCAAUGUUUACAAAAUAAAGUGUUGUAACGGUUUAUAAAGGUUCAUGAGAAAAAGACUGCUAAAAUUCGAACGUUCCCGUAUUUCUGGAAACUAUAAACUGGUCAACCAUUGUUUCAUAUAAAUAUAUGAAAUAGUGGCGGCAUUUUGCCUUUCGGUGAUAAACUAUUUUAAAAAUUACAAAUCACAAUGUAUGUGUUAGUCGCUUUUAAAUUAAGGUGAUGUCACUUUUUGAAUUUCCGGUGAAUAACAAAAAACCAAAGAAUAUUCAGUUCUUUCCAAAAACUGUUAUAUUAUGAUUCAACCAAAUAGUUUCCAUUGUCUACCAGAAAGGAACAAUUCUUAUAUCUUAAUAUUGAGAUUUGAUACCUUUAUAACAGACAGUAGACUAAAACAAUAGACAUUCAUAUGUGACGUCGGGGAGCUCAGCAAAGCAAUUUCAAGCAUAAAUAUUAAUGUGGAAUGUAAAGUAAGUUACACACUACAAUAUCCGUCCAAGAUACUUUCAAAAACAAUGCAUUUGCAGAAUAGAGAGAUAAAAGUAAUUUUGACAGCUCGUGAAAACUAAUGACAAAUUUUGACAGGUAUAUGAUGACUCAUGACCUAAUUAAUUUUUUUCUGUUAUUUCUAACUUCCAGUUUGAUUUUCAUAAAAUGGGUAUUCUUUAUUGUAGCUUACAACUCGUACAUUAAAACAAUAAAUGAAUAUAUUGUUACCUCACUGUCGUUUUGUCUAUCCAUCUCUAUUGUUUCAGUCAUUUGUCAGUAAUUAGAGCAACUCACAGUGUUGCAAUCAUACAAAACACAUCCCUUAUUUUCACAUAGAUAUUGAGGAUUUAUCUAAUGAGCAGAUGUAUUGGAAACACAGUUUCAAUACCGACUGUGUAUUGUAAUAAUGCUAAACUAUCUCAGCCGUGACAUCUCCUUAAUGCAUUGUGAGCGACCACCUAUACACGAAUAGGGCAUUCCGCCACUGGGCUAACGAGAUUUUACAAAUCUUUAACUAG
Molecule: messenger RNA, 4493 nt
Organism: Mercenaria mercenaria
Lineage: Eukaryota; Metazoa; Mollusca; Bivalvia; Venerida; Veneridae
Product: collagen alpha-1(X) chain-like
Exons: 2
Coding region: 2-712 (236 amino acids)
Molecular function (GO): protein binding
Source: RefSeq, a predicted model, not a curated record